Pyrenophora tritici-repentis Pt-1C-BFP is the source of this 1049-nucleotide messenger RNA. RefSeq names its product Ubiquitin-protein ligase. The record is from RefSeq and is a predicted model, not a curated record. Lineage: Eukaryota; Fungi; Ascomycota; Dothideomycetes; Pleosporales; Pleosporaceae. Gene Ontology annotation, molecular function: ubiquitin conjugating enzyme activity. Gene Ontology annotation, biological process: ubiquitin-dependent protein catabolic process; protein polyubiquitination.
GCACUUGCAGCCACACAAAGGUCUCGUGCUGCAUACUUGAACCCUUUGGUACUAUUGUAUCGCCCAAAAUAUAAUCAUUUUCCUGACCCCAAGCGUAAGGCGCCUGCGACUUGCCGCCAUCUGACUAUAUUGCCCCGCCUUCCCGAAGUCCAACGCUCUCCACAUUCUAAGCCCGAGCGCGCCUCUGGAAUCUCCACCUGCCCUCUUUCUACAACUUGACCGGUGCACACAGGGUAUAUCACCCACCACUAUAUUGCCCUUCUGGCUUGCUGUAUAACACUUGCAAUAUACGCGCCUGUCUGUUAUAACGCUUCGCAAGUCGCUUCUGUCACGCUUCUACCUCGCAUCCCCAUUUUCGGUUCAACCUCGGACGCCACUCGUAAGAAGGCACAGUAUGGCAUCGUCAUCUGCCGCAGCUGGGCUGCUGGCUCGCCAGCUCAAACAAAUGCAAAAUGACAAGAGUAUAUCCGGUAUAAGCUGUGGUUUGGUGGAAAACAACGUGUUCGAGUGGGAGGUCAUGCUCAUGAUUGACGACGACACAAAGUUCUAUGGAGGAGGUUUCUUCCGCGCACGUCUUACUUUCCCCAUCGAAUACCCUCUGCUACCGCCAAAAAUGCGCUUUGAGACACCUAUUUUCCACCCCAACAUCUACCAGAACGGCGAUGUAUGCAUCUCGAUCCUCCAUCCUCCGGAAGAAGACAAAUACGGUUAUGAGUCAGCCGCAGAACGCUGGUCACCUGUCCAAACACCCGAGACUAUCCUCCUCUCCGUUAUAUCCAUGCUUUCGAGCCCAAAUGACGAGUCACCUGCGAAUGUCGAGGCUGCAGCUUUGUGGCGAGAAAAUACUCCAGAAUUCAAGAAGCGGGUACGAAAGUGUGUUAGGGAUAGCUUGGAGUUUGAAUGAGACGGAUAUAUGAAAGUCGGCUGGACACAUGUGAUCAUGAAAUUAGCAUAAGCGAAUGGUAUUCCUGGAUUCGGCCAUCUGGUUACGGCGUGCAUGAUGAUAGUCUUGGUGUUCAUAAUUCCAAUAUCAGGUGCAUAUCGUUUCG